UUCUGUCGUAAAAAACGUAAACAUUGCUCAGUCUAGUGGAUCUAGUAGCAAUACGCACUGGAUAAACUUCCCAUAAUGUGUCAAGUAGUGUCAAUUGAUUGAUGAUCGCUAAUCAAAUCAUCUCCCAAGCCCUAAAAUCGUCAUCAUUCCCUCAAUUACAGUUGGGCCUUUAAAUAAUUGAGAUGAACAAAGAUUUAACCUCCAAACGUACCCCCCUGAGGAACAGCAGUCUGGCUAACAGGCCUUUUCGCUCACCAUUUGCCUCAAUAACUCCUAAAUGUGAUAUUAAGCAAACACCACCUUUAAUUACAUCUACUACUACACCUACUACUGCUGACCAAAAUUCUACACCAAAAAGAAGCUUACCAUUCCCAGGGAAACCACAGAUAAAAAAAAGGAGAAUCGAGAUCGAAGUCUUGGAGAAUCGAGAGAAUAAGCGAAUAGAAGUGCCCUCAAAGACCCAACUCCUUAUUCUGAAGAAGAGGAUUCGAAGUAAAAGGCAGGAGGUCGAGAGUCUGAAGUCCCAGCUAGCCUGUAGGAAAAAACACAACAGAGAAGACGUGCGAAAAGAGAUCGACAGAUGGAGGGGUGCCUGCCAGACUGCUCUAGUGCAAUUCCAGAGAGACUGGAAUGAGACAAAUGGAGAUGGGAUUCACUACGAUAUGAGGAGAAUUCUCACAAUGCUCAAUAUCCCUGAGGAAAUCGUUAAAUUUCCAGAUGAGUUUGAUUUAGUUUAAACAAAUCAACGGGCUGUCCAAGAGUCCUCAUAUUUUCGUUAAUUGUUCAUAAUUGUUUUAUCAAAAAUAUAUAUUUAAUUCUAAAGUAUAUACGAAUCUAUCCUAGAGUGACAUUUAAGAAUAAUCGAGAUUAUGAAUGCCUCAUUCACGUAAAACAUUUAAUGUCAUACGAAAUUUACCCCUUGAUUCUACCCUUAAAUACUCAGCAUCUUGGCACAAUCCCCUAAAUGUGCCGUCCUUCUUAAGGGAUUAUUCGGGUCCUGAGAAGGCUCUGACGGUCAUCAUCGCGAUUGGUGAAGAAAAAA
This is a messenger RNA of Fopius arisanus, 1042 nucleotides long. RefSeq lists its product as uncharacterized. Bases 183 to 737 code for a protein of 184 amino acids. Lineage: Eukaryota; Metazoa; Arthropoda; Insecta; Hymenoptera; Braconidae. The record is from RefSeq and is a predicted model, not a curated record. The transcript is spliced from 2 exons.